AAUCGGAAGAGCGACAAUCAGUGGGCCAAUGCAGCGUUCCGGAUGCCGAGAAUGCAGGCAAUCGUCGGGCCGGCUUCGAUUUGCAACCGGAUGAGAAGGCACCCAAUGGCUGUCCAGGUGCCCGAAGUCCUUGCCCACCCUCGUCGUCUGGUGGGGAUCACGGCGCGGCACUGAAGGAAGCGGCGUGCGUUGCUGCAAAACCUGAAGAGGGCAGCAAAACGACGGAGGGCGGCGCGGCGGCUGCAAUAACGCCCCACCACCGCUCGCUGGUGUCGUGGCACCGGGCCCAUUUGGAGUACGGCUGCGGCGCAAACCUGGACGACCUCUCCCUGGUGCACUGGAACCAAGAUGAGGCUUAUGGGGGCUUCGGGGGCCGGCACGCCAUGGCCAAGGGGGGGCUGGUGCAGGCCGUGAAUGGCAUCGUGCUGGACCAGGACGUCACUGUCACGCACGGAGAGGUGGUGUGCGGCGUGGAAUACGGAGAGCACGGGGUCAAGGUGUCCACGCGUUCGGGAAAAACCUUCCAGGCUGGCGUCGCCCUCAUCACCGUCCCCCUGGGCGUCCUGAAGGCCGACGCCAUCCAGUUCCAGCCCCCGCUGCCCCGAUGGAAACGCGGCGCCAUCUCCAACCUGGGCUUCGGCAACCUGAACAAGGUCGUCAUGGAGUUCGAGGCGCCAUUCUGGAACGCGGACCAGGACUACUUCGGCAUCGUGCCCGAGGAUGGCGGCCAGGCGGCCGGCUUCUGCUCGAUGUUCUGGGGCAUGCAGCGCGUGUGCGGGCGGCCCAUCCUCACGGGGCUGGUGUCCGGGAACGAGGCCGUGGCGGUGGAGAAGCUGCCCGACAGCGAGGCGGUGGCCCGCGCCAUGCGGCAGCUGCGGCGGCACUUCCCGUCCGCGCCGGACCCGCUGCGCCACCGGGUCACCCGCUGGGGCUCCGACCCCUUCGCCCGCGGCUGCUACACCUUUGUGCCGCCGGGCGCCAGCGGCCAGGACUACGACCGCCUGGCCGAGCCCGUGCUGGGCUUCGGGUACGGGCUGCUGUUCGCGGGGGAGCACACGGUGAAGGAGCACCCCGACACGGUCGGAGGCGCACUGAUGUCGGGCAUGAGGGAGGCGAAGAGGGCCAUGGAGCUGCUCAACCUGCGGGUGCAGCUGAGCAACGGCAUAAGGAAGAGGAAGGCGGACAGGGACCUCGUGGAGGUCCUGCAGUCGGAGGUGCAGCUGCCGCAGGAGAAGCAGCUGUACCGAUGA
This is a messenger RNA of Ostreobium quekettii, 1250 nucleotides long. The record is from the annotation of a GenBank genome assembly. Lineage: Eukaryota; Viridiplantae; Chlorophyta; Ulvophyceae; Bryopsidales; Ostreobiaceae.